CUCAAACAAAAAGAAAAAAAAAAGUGAAAAUCAGCUGAAACAGUAAUUAAUAGAGCUUGCUUUCCCUCCAUGGUUAAAGAUUCGAUCUUUUUAUCAAGUGGAAAACCACAAAAUCUUUCCUUGAGGAAUCUUGGCUCCAGGCUCCAGCCCUUUUUUUUCGUGUAGGCACACAAAAACGCUUCUUUUCCCCGCCCUUUUCGUCUUUGAGGGAAGAGGGAUGAGGUCUGCCCUCAUCUUCAUUGUUCUCUUGCCUGUAAUCACUUUUGUAUCUAAGUUUGAAGCUCAAGCUGCACCUGCUGGGCCAUUGAUAAAGCACUUUUCAUCACUCGUUAAAUGGACUAGGGCCUCAUCCAAAACACCCCACCAAUCAGAUGGUGGUAAUGUGCUUCAGUUUGAGGAUGGUUAUCUUGUUGAGACAGUGGUUGAGGGGAAUGAGCUCGAGUUCGUGCCGCACUCCAUCCGUGUUUCCCAGGAUGGCGAGCUCUUCGCUGUGGAUGCUGUCAAUAGCAACAUUGUCCGAAUCACGCCUCCACUGUCCCAAUAUAGUAGGGCAAGAUUGGUUGCAGGAUCGUUUCAGGGCCGGACCGGUCAUGUGGAUGGAAAACCAAGCGAUGCUUGUUUCAGCCAUCCCAAGGGGGUCACCAUGGAUGAUAAAGGGAAUGUUUAUGUUGCAGAUACUUCGAAUCUCGCCAUUAGAAAGAUUGGAGAAGCAGGUGUGACGACCAUUGCUGGAGGAAAAUCGAAUGUUGCAGGAUACAGGGAUGGGCCUAGUGAAUAUGCCAAGUUCUCGACUGAUUUUGAUGUCGUAUAUGUGAGGCCUACCAGUUCGUUGUUAGUGGUUGACAGAGGAAAUGCAGCUCUUCGUCAAAUCUCCUUGAGUAAAGAGGAUUGUGAUUAUGAAAUCACCUCUUUUUCACCUACAGAUCUUCUUAUGAUGGCCGGUGCUAUCCUAAUUGGCUACGUUUCGUGCCUUCUUCAACAAGGAUUAGGUUCCUCACUUAUCUCCAAGAUGAAAGGGUUUCCCAAAUCUAAAUUCAACGAAGCUGUAUGGCCGUCGUUCGGACAACUCAUCCGGGACCUUCCAAAAGUCGCGAUGGAAGCACUGAGUGGUGUUCUUGCUCACUCCAUUCCCUCGAAAGAUUCUCUCGUGAUGCCUGAAGACGAAACUGAACCUGCCCCACCUCUAAAACAGAGGACUUCCGAAACCAGACAGGUUAGUGAGAGACCAGACGAAGCAAAACUCCAUAAACUUAGAUCGACCAGCACGAAAGAUCCAUCUCUGUCAACCAAGCAUCGGUCAUCCAGGAGACAAGAAUACGCUGAGCUUUAUGGAUCAAGCGAGGCUCCUCAGCACAGGCAGGUGAGGUCUAAGGGCCAGAAGGAGAGAAGCAAGCACCGCCACAGAGAGAGAGGUGGAGAUGCAACUUUUGGAGCAACGCCAGUGGUGGAGACGAAGCCCGGUGAAGCCAAGCCCACUGGUUACGAGAAUACCAAGUACGAUCCGUACAACUUCCGGAGCAAAUACGGAGGAGAUUCUUGCCGUUUCGAUUAAAGGCAAAAGAUCAUUCUAGAUCAUAUCUGUUUGCUGCAUCUCUUAUAACAGAGGGGUGUUGAGUUUCUUUUGACAGGUAGAAAUCUUGUAAAUCAUGUGUUUCUUGAUGCUUUUUAGUGCGAUACAUUUAAUGCAAACAAUUGUAGUGUCAAAAUCAAUAAGCACAAACUCAGUCGAUAAAGUAAGUCAUGUCUCCCAAUAAAAUUAUAAAACUAGGAGACUAUAUAAAAUAAUAAAUUGAUUUAA
Messenger RNA from Salvia splendens (bonfire salvia), 1798 nucleotides. RefSeq lists its product as uncharacterized. Gene Ontology annotation, molecular function: protein binding. The transcript has 7 exons. NCBI's taxonomy places the organism in Eukaryota, Viridiplantae, Streptophyta, Magnoliopsida, Lamiales, Lamiaceae. The record is from RefSeq and is a predicted model, not a curated record. The coding region runs from base 218 to 1552 and encodes 444 amino acids.